Rangifer tarandus platyrhynchus (Svalbard reindeer) is the source of this 342-nucleotide messenger RNA. NCBI's taxonomy places the organism in Eukaryota, Metazoa, Chordata, Mammalia, Artiodactyla, Cervidae. The record is from the annotation of a GenBank genome assembly.
AUGCGGUUUGCUUCAAGGAAGAAUGGAAUGAAGAAGACCCUUUGUCAAAGGAGGGGCAGACGUGGUGUGGAGGCACGAAAUAUGACCAUGAGGGUCAGAAGACCUCUACAAGGGACCUUCAGAAAGAAAAUCCGAUCGUAUGCCACUCAAUCGAUGAAGCCGAAGAAAACAAGAAAAGCAAACCGUUUCUUCUCUGGCUGUGGACGCACGAAAUAUGACCAUGAGGGUCAGAAGACCUCUACAAGGGACCUUCAGAAAGAAAAUCCGAUCGUAUGCCACUCAAUCGAUGAAGCCGAAGAAAACAAGAAAAGCAAACCGUUUCUUCUCUGGCUGUGGACGUAA